AUGACCGUCGCCAACUCCCUCCCUCACACCACCGAGGCGCUCACUGUCUUCGUCUCCUCCCGGGCCGUCAUCACCCUCCCCGAUGACUCGCUCCUCUUGACGCCGGCUACCAUCUCCGUCUCGCCAUCCACCGGCAAGAUCAUCUCCGUGGUCCCUGAGAUCCUCCCUCAGUCAAGCUUCCCUUCUUCCACCACCUACGUCGACCACAGCCCUAAGCUCCUGCUACCCGGCCUCGUCGACGCCCAUGUCCACCUCAAUGAGCCCGGCCGCACCGAAUGGGAGGGCUUUUGGACCGGUACUCGCGCGGCCGCCAGCGGAGGCGUGACGACGGUGGUUGACAUGCCAUUAAAUGCCAUUCCGCCCACGACGACGCUGCAUGGCUUUGAGGAGAAGCUGCGCGCAAGUCGCAACCAAUGCUGGGUUGAUGUCGGAUUCUACGGCGGUGUCAUUCCCGGAAAUGCGGCCGAGUUGAAGCCCCUCGUUGAGGCCGGCGUAAGAGGUUUCAAGGGAUUCUUGAUUGAAUCAGGCGUCGACGAGUUCCCAGCAGUCUCAUCGCGAGAUGUCGCCCUCGCCAUGGAGGAGCUCAAAGAUGCCCCGACCACGCUCAUGUUCCACGCCGAGAUGAUUCCUCCGAUUUCAGCCUCGGUCGGCGACGCCGUUCAAGCCUCGGAGGCGCCCCUAGCUCCCACCGGAGAACUCACCGCAUACAAGACAUUCCUCCAAUCUCGUCCUCCCGCGUUCGAGACCUACGCCAUCGAAGAGAUCCUCAGUCUCGCCCACCUGGCGCCAUCAUUGCACCUACACAUCGUCCACCUCUCAGCAACGCAAUGCAUUCCGAUCCUCAAGGCGGCGCGCGCAGCCGGAAUCAAUAUCACGGCCGAGACGUGCUUCCACUACCUGGGGUUGACGGCCGAAGAGAUCGAGAUGGGCGAUACCCGACACAAGUGCUGCCCGCCGAUUCGUGAGGAGAGCAACCAGGACGGCCUGUGGGGAGAGCUGGUGGCCGAAGACUCAUGCAUCCGCACCGUUGUAUCGGAUCACUCCCCCUGCACACCGCAGCUGAAGUUGCUCCCUGAGCAUCUCGACCAGAACCAACCGCACAUGAUGCACUCGGAUUCCGGUGUCGACGUGACGAUGCCGGGUGAGCAGGCACCCACAGAGCCCGCCAAGAUGCGCGGAGACUUCUUCGCAGCUUGGGGCGGCAUCUCGUCCGUGGGCUUGGGGCUUCCCAUCCUCCACUCGGCGUCGAAGAAGCGAUCGGCAUCGUCAAAGACCCCCAGCAUCACCGACAUUGUGCGUCUCUGUUGCCAAGCCACCGCCGCGCAGGUCGGCCUGUCGCAUCGCAAGGGCGCCCUAAAGGCCGGUAUGGACGCCGACAUUUGCGUUUUCGACGACGCCGAGCUCUGGACGUUUGCGCAGGGCGACAUGCGGUGGAAGAACCGAUGCUCGCCGUGGGAGGGCCACGAGUUCACCGGCCGCGUCAAGGAGACGUGGCUGCGUGGAAACAAGGUGUUUGAGCUGGGCGCCGCAAACUCGGGCUUCGUCGCCGGGAAGCCCUAUGGAGAGUCGAUUACGGAGAAGAGAACGGCUUGA
This is a messenger RNA of Ilyonectria robusta, 1593 nucleotides long. RefSeq lists its product as uncharacterized. The record is from RefSeq and is a predicted model, not a curated record. Gene Ontology annotation, biological process: purine nucleobase catabolic process. Gene Ontology annotation, molecular function: allantoinase activity. Lineage: Eukaryota; Fungi; Ascomycota; Sordariomycetes; Hypocreales; Nectriaceae. Gene Ontology annotation, cellular component: cytoplasm. The coding region runs from base 1 to 1593 and encodes 530 amino acids. The transcript has 2 exons.